AUGAAUACUCAACGGUGCAAUAUAUCAGUGAGUGAGAGCUUUACUAAAAAAUCUUCAAAAGGUAGGGAAGAUAUUAAGUCUAACAAGCAGGCAAAUACCAACAUGCCUGGGUAUCAGAAAAAUAUCCCAAAUAUGACAGGUUCUUCACUAGAUGAUAAUUUGAUUGAAUUGAAGGGGAAACGAUUUAGAAAAACGCAGGCAUGUGAUAGAUGUAGAUUGAAAAAAAUAAAAUGUGAUGGAGGGAAACCAACAUGUGGUAAUUGUCUAAAAGCAAAAUUUCAUUGUGUAACUUCCGAUAAAUUAUCAAGAAGAGGUUUUCCAAAAGGUUAUACGGAAGCAUUGGAACAAGAAUUAAUCAAAUUGAAGAAAAUAUUGAAAGAUAACAAUAUUGAAAUUACAAAAGAGACAGCUUCUAACGGUAUAAAUAAAACAAAGCCCAAAUCAACGACUGUAUUUAAUAUUUCCACUGAAAACACACAGCCUUUGCAAAGUUCAGUUAAUGAAGGAUCAGUUAAUUUUAACUUUACAUCAACAUCGUCCAUCAAACAAUCUAAUACUACUCAAUCACCAGUAGCUAAUCAUUUACAAGAUCCACAAAUCAAAAAUAUAUCACAAGAAGAUCCCAUUUUAGUUAAUGAUACUUUUCAUAAACAAAAAAAUGUUAUAUAUUCUGAGAAGAACUGUAUUUAUAUGGGAAAUAAUUUUUGGAAUAGAUUAAUGUCAUACAAUACAAAUAGGAAUGGUAAGGUUGUAGAAAAUAAUUUUUAUAACAUCUUAGAAAAGGAGGAAAAAAUUAUUCAUGAGCAACAUAUAUCUUUAAUGGUAAAUCUUUUGAAUUUAAAUCCUAGGUAUUAUUAUCUACCCCAAUUUUUAGUCCAAAAAUAUAAAUAUGACGAAAACUUAUUGAAAAAUUUGUUAGCAAAUUCAAUACAAAAAUUUUUUAAAGUUCAGAAUUCAUUGAUACCACUUUUGUAUCCAACCAAUUACUGGAAAAACUCUUUAAUAGAUCUUCUUUCUAAGUUUCAAUAUAAAGUGUAUUCAGAAAGAGUAAACCCUGAUAUCAAACCUCAUCUAUUAUUAUGUCUGUUAAUUAUAAUUCAGAUUGAUUGGUCAUGCAUGGAUAAUUUAAGAUUGCUACAGGUUAUUAGAUUGAUAAGCGUAAACUCUUUUUUUAGAAAUGUUAAACAAGUUCAGGUUUUGAAUUUAUCUACAUUUCUGUUUAUGGGGCAUGGUCAAAAGUCUACAAAUGAAAAUUUAUGGACAUCAGCAGUAGUAGUUGAAAUCCUAAAUUUAAAUCUAUCAUUAAUAAAAGAUAUAGGUCUUUACAUAAAUCCAAAAAACUUGAAACCAUUGAUUUUUUUUGAAUGCAAAAAUACAGAAUCCGCUCAGAAUAAUGAAGUUGAGGAUAGAAGUAUUCCAGUCGUAACUUACUGGUGUUUUGAAUUUUUAAAUUCUUGGUGGUGUCUAUUACAAGGUCUUCCAAGAAUAAAUUUUAUUACAUCAGAAUUUCAACCUAAAAUAUUAGCAAUUUCUAAGAAAAAUGGAUUAAUUCCAUUUUCUAUUUUAAUAAAUUAUAUUACUGAGAAGAUAGAUGGAUACAAUCUAUUUCAUUGUUUAAAAAAUGGAUUGAGUUCUAAAGUUAUAGUAGCAAAUGAAUUCUAUAGGGAUAUUUUAAAAUCAAAAAAUCUUUAUUUUUACUCAAUUGAAAAAGAUAUCUCGUUUGAAAAAAUAUCAGAAGCAGUGAAAAAUAAGGGUUCUGCAGGAGUUUUAAAAAAGAAUGCCUCAAAUGAUAAGGAAUCAAUUAUUUUAGAAAAGUCAGAGAUCAUUGAGAUUCAGUUAACUUUAUAUUAUUUAUUAAUGACAUUAAUUCUUCAUCAAAAGUAUCAGUUCUCUAGAGAUAACCUAAAAAGAAUAGGAUACAACACUGACUCUGAUAGCGUUGCAUAUGAAAUUCUUUGUUUGUAUUAUUUGUUGAUGAAGAGUGAGGCGAAUGAUAAUGGUAAAUUGAAUCAGGAACAGGUAUCUCCUCCAUUGCAAUUUACUGUAACACAUAUUUUGCCAUGUUCAAACGAGGAUAUUAUAAAAUUAACUCUGGAUAUCCUUAUUGAAUGGGGUUCAAAUCAGAAGAAGAAACUAAAUUCUAGGACAUCUAUGAAACAUGUUAAAAAUGAAGAAGUCUGGAGAUUUAAGAAAUAUAAGAAUUUUUUAUAUGAGUGGUGCCAAUUAUGGUUUGAGUCUACUGAUCAAGAAGAUCUACAAUAUUUAAAGAUCAAAUCUACAUUUGAUAUUAAUUUAGAGGUUGAUAGAAUGAGAGUGAUGAAAUACAAUUAUUUUAGAUCUUUAGAAGAAUUUAAUAAUUUAGGAUAUUCAAAUAAUAUUUUAUUAAAGACAGAUUCAAAAGCAAUUAUGGAUCAAUUCAAUAUAUUUGGAUCGAGCAUUAAUAAUAUAUCUUCUUUACUUCAACCUUCCUUAAAUUCUUUAGGUAUGAAUGCGUCUAAAAAUGGUUUGAAUAUAUUGUCACAAAAUGUUGACGUUAAAUUAAGUGAUAAUAGUAAUACUGAUAAUAAUAUCUUGCAAGAUGAUAAAUCCAAGGAUGCUCCAAGUAAUAUAUUUCCAUUUACUAAUUCGGUACACCUUGUUUCUUCCGUUUUGGGAAAACAAGAAGAAACGGAUGAUGGGUAUGCAGAAGAUGAUGAUGAGGAUGAGGAUGAUAGCAAGCCAUUAGAAAUUCCAUUUAUUCAUAAAAGGAGGGGUUCACUAUUUCAUCAAAAACGUAUCCAACCACCUCAGAGACACACAAAUGCAUUUUUAGACCAUAGCAAUCAAGCAAGAAUGCCGCAGAAUAGAAUAAAACGUUCUUUCAAAGAAAUGAUUUCUUCAAGUACUUCUACUAUUAAGGCUGCAGAGUUAGCAAAGAAACCUAAUGUUUUAGAAAAUAAUCAAUCAUCUGCUAACAUUGUGACAAAUAUGGAAAAUUUAAAAGGUGAUAUGGUUGUACUUACAGCAAAUUUACCAAAGCAAAAACAGAGCUCCGAUUCUAUAUCAUCUAGACAACAUUUACUAAUACCAAAUAUGCCAAUGGAGACAGAUAUAUUAAGCAAGACUUUAAUUAAGUCACCUUUCGCUUCGACGUUAUUCUUUCAAGAGGAUAAGUCGAAUACAUUGUUAGGAAAUUUUAAGUCAAAUGAUUCACUGUUAAAUUCUUUUCAACAACAACAAUUUAAAAUUCAAUCAGGUUUGUUCCAAAAAGAAGUUACACCCCGAUCUCUUAUUGAUAUUAUGUUGACAAGUGGGAAUAAGGGACAAAGUGGAGAAUCAAAUAAUACUGCUACUACAAUUGUCAACGAACAAAAUGCAGGUAACAAAGAAAAUGAAUCUAGCGAACACACUAUAAUUUAA
Arxiozyma heterogenica is the source of this 3399-nucleotide messenger RNA. It is a transcript of the gene SIP4, whose product is annotated as Sip4p. The transcript has a single exon. Bases 1 to 3399 code for a protein of 1132 amino acids. Gene Ontology annotation, biological process: positive regulation of transcription by RNA polymerase II. Gene Ontology annotation, molecular function: zinc ion binding; DNA-binding transcription factor activity, RNA polymerase II-specific; sequence-specific DNA binding. The record is from RefSeq and is a predicted model, not a curated record. Lineage: Eukaryota; Fungi; Ascomycota; Saccharomycetes; Saccharomycetales; Saccharomycetaceae.